This is a messenger RNA of Stegastes partitus (bicolor damselfish), 2698 nucleotides long. Its product is annotated as zinc finger protein 239. The coding region runs from base 669 to 1688 and encodes 339 amino acids. Gene Ontology annotation, molecular function: DNA-binding transcription factor activity, RNA polymerase II-specific; RNA polymerase II transcription regulatory region sequence-specific DNA binding. Gene Ontology annotation, cellular component: nucleus. Lineage: Eukaryota; Metazoa; Chordata; Actinopteri; Pomacentridae. The record is from RefSeq and is a predicted model, not a curated record. The transcript is spliced from 2 exons. Gene Ontology annotation, biological process: regulation of transcription by RNA polymerase II.
CAUCCUUUCGAUUUCCACCGAAAUGAAGUCGCGUCUUGUAAGAAACGAAACUUAUCGCAGCUUGACUUUCCUCUGACCUCUUCGGUGAAAUGAAACUUUCUGAGCAAUGACAGUUAAUCGAUGUAACCGGUUUAACUGCACUUUCCCUCCCGUGCGUCCCGCUCUUGGCCUGAACCAGCCUGCGGUGCCGCUCGGGACAGUUGCGCCGCCGCUCGCUAGAUGAUGCUGCAGCCCCGAUUCAUCCCUGAACCGAGCAGCUUCUCGCAGGAAAACGCAGACGAUGAAAUGCGAUCCGACCAUCGUCCGGUGUUGUUUUCAGUCUGCCGCUAUGGUGUUACACUGCACUUGUGUUGUAAUUACUUAAAUACGUUUGAUUAGGAAGGAGGACCACGGUAUGUGAAGUCUUUGUUUAUGCGCCAUUGCUCGCGUUCUCACGUCGCCUUCGCAUUGUUGACGCCGGAGCAGGGCCUACACAACAUUAGACAGGCUGCUAGUCAGCUCUCUGCUAUUUGGAUUUUUAUGUACAUUGCAUGUUUGUCCCGCGUAAAACGAGCAGAUCCAACACGAUCAUGACAGAUACAACGCGUCUCCACUAACCAGGAAGUAAUAAAAGAUGUCCCCCUCCUCUGUCACACAGUGAGGACCCUCCCCCUCCAGCUGUAGCUGCCAUGCUGGACAAAAGCAGUGAUGACGAGCAGCCCCAGUCUGGUCACUGCUCAGACUGUGGCUGCACUUUCAGCCUUCCGCAGUCUGACUCCGACCCCGAGUCCAGCGACGCUCCCAAACAGCCCCAAACAGAGGGAAACUCCAAAUGCCCAUCGUGCCAGGCGGGCAGCAGCCCCACCAACGGCCGGCGGCCACACCGGCGCAUCCGCCUGGACCCCCACAGCUGCAGCCUGUGCACCAAGACCUUCAUCUCCUCCGCCCACCUGACCCUCCACCUGGCCUCGCACAACAAGGAGAGGAAGUUCAGAUGCAGCACCUGUGGCAAGUACUUCCAUCAGUCCUCCCACCUGAUGGCACACAAGAUAAUCCACAGCGGGGACAGGCCCUUCAAAUGCCCAGAUUGUGGGAAGACCUUCGGCAGAGCCUCCCAUCUGAAGACCCACCGCCGGCUCCACACGGGCGAGAAGCCCUUCAAGUGCACCUACUGCGACAAGUCGUUCACCCAGAAGGCUGGGCUCCUGGCACAUGUUCGCCUCCACACCGGGGAGAGGCCGUACAAGUGUGAGCAGUGCGGUGAGGGCUUCCGCUCGUUGUCGCUCCUGCUGUCUCACAAGGCUCAGGAGGCCAACGGACACACCAAACCAGCGUCCACACCGCCACUCAACCAGCCUCACAAGACACAAAGUAACGCAGAGGAUCUCAAGUGUGGAGUCUGCUGCCGCACCUUUGUCCGAUCUUCAUACAUCAGGCUGCACAUACGCCUCAACAAAGGACAGCGACCGUAUCACUGCAAAGUGUGCAACAAGACCUUUGUCAAGCUGGACACAUUUGUGAACCACUGUGACAAACACUUAAGGCAGAAAAAGGAGAAAAACAAGGAGGGUAACGAUAAAGUGGUGAAACCUCCUCUGUUUGUCCCGCUCUCCAGGCCUCCUACUCCUGAGUCCUCACCCGCUGGGCCCUUAUCCUCAGAGGUCAACACGCGCUCCAGAGCAAAAGCAAAGAGUAAGACAGAGCCGUGACCAAGUGGAGACUAUCCGCCGAGACAAAGAUGAACUUUACUCAAGAAAUGUGUCCCAGCAGUUCUGCCACCGCAAAUACAAACAGGAUGAGAAACUCUCACCUGUUUCUGACGGAUCAAAUAAAAAGUUCCAUGUUUACAAAUUCAAAAAAGGGACAAAGAGCAAAUUAGUAGUUGAAUAACUCCUAAAAUACUGUCGUUUGAUUUUCAUCUACAACCUAAUUGUACAGUUAUUUUAUUUAGAAUAAUUUAAUUGUGACAAAUUGUCUUUGUGAGCAUUGAGCUGUUGUGUUUUUAAUGCAAAUUUUAACACAAAAGUCAAAUGAACAUUCGUAAUAAUGUGAGUGAAAUACAUUGUUCACUUGAUUCUGUUGCUUUCUGAAAUCCAUACAAGCCCGGCGGCACGUAUGCACAAAUUACAACGUAAAUGCUUAUUGUAGGACAAUAAGUAAAACGGACAUAAAAACAUAGUGUGGUGGCCUGAAGCAUUUCUCAGUGAACAGUCCGGUGUUACAGUUGUCAACCCUCUCCUGCACAACACUGAUGUUUUCCCACUAAUUCCGUUUAGUGAAGCUCCACAGUUCAUCCUCAGCAGGCCCGUUUGUCUCUGUGAACCUGCUCUCACAGCAUGGCUCUUAAUGUGCUGCAUCAUGUGGGCCUGUAGCGAUCACACUUAUCACUAGCGGCCUACAUGUCCUGCCAGAUGACCCUCCUUUCACUGUCACAUUGAUGGCAACUUUAUUUCCAGGGCGGCAGCAGCAGCAGCUCACAGCGGAACAGACGAGGCUGGUUGUCUGUGGCUCUCCACCGACGACAGGUGAGGUUAUGUCACCUCCACAUGGGGAAACUCUUUGUUCCAACCUAAGGACAGAGAAAGAAGCAAGUUUACAACUCUUUGGACACUGCUUUAAAGCCAAGUCUGGACUUUUGGAAGGCUAAUGUGUGUAACUGCAUCAUCUAGCAUGAACAAAUGUAACCACAAAGCUAUAAAUAAAAUAAUCUAUCACCGCC